Molecule: messenger RNA, 1458 nt
Organism: Entamoeba invadens IP1
Lineage: Eukaryota; Evosea; Mastigamoebida; Endamoebidae
Product: guanine nucleotide exchange factor, putative
Exons: 2
Coding region: 1-1458 (485 amino acids)
Biological process (GO): intracellular signal transduction
Molecular function (GO): guanyl-nucleotide exchange factor activity
Source: RefSeq, a predicted model, not a curated record
AUGACGAAAGAGGAAAAGAUGUGUUCAAUUGUUCCUUUUAGAACAGUGAAAUACGCUUAUGAGAGUGACGCAAGAAAAUGGAGUUCAAAAAUGAUGGUAAUUCAGUUGAAGAAAAUGAAAGAGACAAAAAUUGCGUUUCUGUUUUAUUUGUUCAAGGUAAGCGUCGACGAGUUUUUGGAGGCGAAUGAAUACUUCUUUAAGAAGUACACACCACAGAUGCGGUUGGAUACUUUCACCCGCGCGAGAAUCAAAAAGAUAUCACAGACAGUCAAUACAAAUGUUCAGGCGUGUAUUUUACAAAAGGCAAUCCGACGCUUUUUGAACCAAAAAGAGGAAAAACGGUAUUUACACUGCGCGCACGUUGUUAAAGAAUUCAUAACAACAGAAAAAACUUAUGUUGAACAACUUUGUGUUGUUGAAGAGUUGAUCCACCAGCCAUUACUUCAAACCGACAUUUUGUCACUUAAAGAGACCGAACUGAUCUUUAAUGGAAUCUCUGUGAUAUAUGGUAUUAACAAAACUCUCUUCAAAACUAUUUGUAGAGAGAUGAAUGUGUAUUCCCAAGACUCGACAUUCGGAAAAACCUUUUUGACCAUCACUCCAUUCUUGAAGAUGUACAGCGACUAUUGCCAGAUUUAUCCAAAAAUAAAUCAGUUGGUCACUUCACUCAAAUCGUCGGAGAAAUUCACAUGCUUUUAUAAGAAGCAAAUUGUAAAAGCGCCCUCUAAUUACGUUAACUUUGAUUUACUGGCACUUUUGAUCACACCAGUUCAGCGACUACCAAGGUACAAACUUCUCUUGUCCGACCUUUUUGAGCACACAAAAUUCAAAGAUGUUGACUACUCGAACAUCAAAAAAUCAUUAGAAGAAAUCGAGAAAGUUACAAGUUUUGUGAAUGCACAAUCCAAGAAAGUCAAAGUGUACGAGUUCAUGAGUCAGCUCGACAGCACAAUCAAGGACCUUCCUCCAAACUUUCAGCUCAUCCAACCCGACCGUUUUUUCAUCUCAACUACCACUGUUUUACUCGCAGAGGUGUGGAUCGAUUUGGUUCAAAAUAAAAGUUCGACAGAGACAAUGACUUUAAAGGAUUUUAAUAAGUUCCAACAGUCAAAUCAGUACAUAAAUAAGAAGGACAUUGACAUCAAAUUGGUCGAAAAGGGAAUUACUGUCGAGAUGUAUUUGUUCAACGAUAUCAUUCUCUUUGCAAAAAAGUCCAAAGGGAUUUUCAACCAAAAACCACUACAGUUCCAUAACAUCCUUUGGAUAUCGAAGACCUCCUUCUCAAUCGACGCCGACAAGGUCCAGCUGACCACUGACGACGAAAUAUAUAAACUUACGUUCCAAACACCACAACUCAACGAGGAGUGGACCAAAGCGCUUCGAUCCGCAUUUGAUAAAAUGAAGUCAACUGUUAAAGACCUCAAGAAGAGACAAACGUUCUCGCCCAAGGGGUUAUAA